Gossypium arboreum is the source of this 1032-nucleotide messenger RNA. RefSeq names its product probable pinoresinol-lariciresinol reductase 3. The record is from RefSeq and is a predicted model, not a curated record. The coding region runs from base 85 to 1008 and encodes 307 amino acids. Lineage: Eukaryota; Viridiplantae; Streptophyta; Magnoliopsida; Malvales; Malvaceae. Gene Ontology annotation, molecular function: oxidoreductase activity. The transcript has 5 exons.
UUACAAAAAAAAAUUAUUCUAUUCAAACUCACUUACAAAGACCCAUGCUGUGAGAAGCAAAGGUUUCUUCCCGUUUCUUCAUCAAUGGAGGAGAAGAGUAAAGUCCUUAUAAUAGGAGCAACUGGAAGAUUAGGUUACCAUUUAGCUCAAUUCACCCUUCAAUUUGGUCACCCAACUUAUAUUCUCAUAAGAGAUUCUUCUUUAAAUGACCCCAACAAAGCUCAAAAACUCAACUUUCUCUCCACUGCUGGUGCCAUUCCCCUCAAGGGUUCACUUGAAGAUGAAAAUAGUCUCAUGGAAGCAGUGAAACAAGUGGAUGUAGUUAUUUGUUCAAUCCCAUCAAAACAAGCUCUUGAUCAAAAACUACUUGUUAAGGUUAUUAAAGAAUCUGGGUGUAUUAAGAAGUUCAUACCUUCUGAGUUCGGUGUAGAUCCCGACAAAAUUCAGAUAUAUAACUUGGUUCAUCGUUUCUACGCUGGAAAAACUGAGAUUAGACGUCUUAUAGAAGCUGAAGGUAUUCCUUAUACUUACAUUUGCUGCAACCUAUUCAUGGGUUAUUUACUUCCUUCGUUAGCUCAACCUGGUUUAAAGGCUCCCCCGAGGGACAAGGUCACUAUUUUCGGAGAUGGAAAUGCUAAAGCCGUCUUUGUGAAGGAUGUUGACGUUGCUGCAUGCACCAUCAAUGCCAUAGAUGAUCCUCGAACGCUUAACAAGACAUUGUAUUUGAGACCCCAAGGGAAUGUAUACUCCAUCAAUGAGCUUGUAGCAAUGUGGGAGAAUAAAAUUGGUAGGGAACUCGAGAAUGUUCAUGUACCGGAAGAGGAGCUUCUUCUGAAAAUCAAAGAGAGUUCAUAUCCGGACAACUUGGAGAUGAUUUUCAUAUAUUCAGCCUUUGUGAAAGGAGAUCAUACAUAUUUUGAUAUUGAUGAGUGUGGGGUUGAUGGGACCGAACUCUAUCCACACUUGAAAUUCACUACAGUUAGUGAGCAUUUAGAUACUUUAGUGUGAAUAAAUCAUUACUUUAUAAACCAA